AUGAUUAACCAAGGAAUGCUUAUUCCAAUAAUGCAAUCCGACUGGGCAACGCCCGCCCACUUCGUACGAAAAAACAACGGGAAAAUAACAGUGGUAGGAGACUAUAAAAACACGGUUAAUCCGGAAAUAAAAGAUUCGGAAUACCCUACUCCUACCGUCUCGGAAGCUUUUGCAACACUGAACGGGGGAAAAAUAUUUUCCCAGAUAGUCUUGCAGAACGCAUAUAAACAACUGCGUGUGGACGACCAAACGUCAGAAAUCCUGACAAUAAGCACGCGAAUAGGCCUGUUUAGGGUCACUCGAUUCCUCGACGGAUUAACUGCAGCACCUAGAAUUUUUCAAAAUUUCAUGACGAAGAUUCUACAAGGGAUUCAAGGAGUGCAGAUAUACAUCGACGAUAUCAAGAUCCAAGGAAGAAGUAAAGAAGAGCACGACAAACGAAUAAAGGAAGUCCUCAAACGAUUACACGAAGCAAACCUUAAAAUAAACGUCGAAAAAUCGGUGUUCAGCGUAAAAACCAUGGAUUUUCUUGGGCAUACUAGCUCGGAAGAAGGAAUCAGCCCGAUAAAAAAUAAAUUGAAAGCAAUAGAACAAAUCCCGGUUCCGAAGGAUAAAAAGGAUCUUCAAAUAACAAUAAAAAAUGGGAAUGGGGAGACGCGAAGCAACGAGCCUUCACAAACCUAA
Diprion similis is the source of this 684-nucleotide messenger RNA. RefSeq lists its product as uncharacterized. Bases 1 to 684 code for a protein of 227 amino acids. The record is from RefSeq and is a predicted model, not a curated record. Lineage: Eukaryota; Metazoa; Arthropoda; Insecta; Hymenoptera; Diprionidae. The transcript has 2 exons.